Messenger RNA from Helianthus annuus (common sunflower), 4941 nucleotides. RefSeq names its product formin-like protein 18. The record is from RefSeq and is a predicted model, not a curated record. Bases 274 to 3612 code for a protein of 1112 amino acids. Lineage: Eukaryota; Viridiplantae; Streptophyta; Magnoliopsida; Asterales; Asteraceae. The transcript has 18 exons.
AGUCUUCUUCCUGUCAAACAACACGUUGUCAGCUGACGUGUAACUGUAACUCUCCUUCCUUAACCUGCUGCUUCCAACAGAGAUAACUUCCACCUUUCCUUCACUUUCAAGGCUCAAAUCACAACAAUUGUUCAAUCAAUAAAUCAUCACUUUGAAACUAAUUCAACCGCCAUAGAUUUACCUUCUUAAUCCUCAACCUCAUAACAAACGGUUACCAGAUUUAACCGACAGUUUCACCGUUUUCUAGGGUUUCGGAACCGUUGAUUAGCUCUUAUGGCAUUGUUACGGAAGCUGUUCUACAAGCAACCGCCUGAUGGACUUGUUGAGAUCUCAGAACGAGUUUACGUUUUCGACUGCUGUCUCACUACCGAUGCUUGGGAACAAGAAGAUUAUAAAAAUUACGUGGUAAAUACGAUUACUCGGCUUAAGGACCAUUACCCCGACGCUUCCAUCUUGAUUUUUAAUUUUGGUGAGAAAGAAUCAAGCCAAAUUGCAUCGGCGUUGUCAGAUUACGACUUAACCAUUAUGGACUACCCUAGACAAUACGAAGGUUGUCCGUUACUCCCUAUGGAGGUUAUCCACCAUUUUCUACGAUCUAGCGAAAGCUGGCUUUCACUCGGGCAACAAAAUAUUCUCCUGAUGCACUGCGAGCGGGGCGGUUGGCCCGUUUUAGCUUACAUGUUGGCUGCACUCUUGAUUUACAGAAAACAUUACACUGGGGAAUACAAGACGUUGGAUAUGGUUUAUAAGCAAGCUCCUCAUGAAUUGUUGCAGUUUUUGUCACCUUUAAAUCCUUUACCUUCUCAGUUAAGGUAUUUACAAUAUGUAUCACGACGAAAUGUGGCUUCAGAAUGGCCUCCAUCGGACCGGGCACUAAUUUUGGACUGUGUGAUAAUCCGCGCGAUUCCUGAUUUUGAUGGAAACGGUGGUUGCUGCCCUAUUUUCAGGAUUUAUGGUCGUGAUCCCGUCUCUUCUGGCGAUAAAACUUCCAAACUUCUGUUUUCAACCCCCAAAAAGAGCAAGAACGUCCGAUACCACAAACAGGCAGAAUGUGAACUGAUUAAAAUUGAUAUCAAUUGCCGAGUUCAAGGUGACAUUGUUCUAGAGUGUAUCAGCUUACACAAUGAUCUGGCUCGGGAAAAAAUGAUGUACCGUGCCAUGUUCAACACAGCAUUUAUUCGGUCCAAUAUUUUAAUGCUUAGUCGUGAUGAAAUCGACAUACUUUGGGAUGCUAAAGAUCUAUUUCCCAAAGACUUCAGGGCUGAGCUUCUUUUCUCAGAUAUGGAUGCUGCAGCUUCUACAGUUCCGUUAGAGUUGGCUGGUAUUGAGGCAGGUGGUCUCCCAAUAGACGCAUUUGAUAAAAUUCAAGAGAUUUUUAACAGCGUGGAUUUGCUAGACCCUAAAAGUGAUGCUGCCCUAAAUGUUCUCCAUCAGUUAGCCUCAUCAAAGGUUGAUGACUUUGCAAGAUCACCGCCAUUGUCACCUUCAAAUUCUUCUGUGAAGACACCCGUCAUUUCCCAAAAAUCAAAGGAAGUUGCAGAUAAUAAGGUUAAAGUUACACUUACUCCACAUCAUCAUAGCCCAUCGGUAAAGGAGGUUAAGGAAGUUACCGUUGAACCUUCUACUCCAACACACCCUAAAACUCCACCUUUGAUGGACAAUAUAGGUAUUUCACUUGAACCUGUAGGAUCUCUGUCAACAGGUCAUUUAACUGAGUCACCAUCCUCGCCCUCUAUCCUCCAUCGUAGCUCAUUAAAGAAGGACAAAUCAGAUCAUAAGGACCAAGCUGUUAGAACAGCAACAUCAACCGCACCACCGCCGCCGCCACCACCGCCAAUUAUGAGAGCUGCCCCCCCUCCACCAUCGCCGCCGCCACCGAUUAUGAGAGCUGCCCCCUCUCCACCACCACCGCCACCGCCGCCGACUAUGAGAGCUGGCCCCCCUCCACCACCACCACCGCCACCGCCGCCGACUAUGAGAGCUGGUCCCCGUCAACCACCGCCGCCACCACCGAUUAUGAGGGCUGGUCCCUCUCCUCCUCCUCCACCACCACCACCACCAGCAGUUACGAAAGCUGACCCCUCUCCACCACCACCACCACCACCACCUCGUCCUACAAAGUACGGUACAGAUGCAGGAGUCGUAUCACCGGUGCCACCACCACCACCACCUCUUGUUUCACGGAAUUCCUCAGGUCCACCGCCGCCGCCACCUCCACUGUUUUCCGGUAAAGGAAAUGUGAACAAGGGUGUUGCUCCACCCCCACCCCCACCAAGAUCCGCCCACGUUGCAGGAGCUCCUUCUCUGCCACCACCUAUGAUGAAGGGACGUAGUUUAUCAAAAACAGGUUCUUUAAAAGCCCAACAAUCUAAGAAGCUGAAGCCUUUGCAUUGGUUGAAGCUAACAAGAGCAGUAUCAGGAAGCUUGUGGGCCGAGACACAAAAAUCUGGUGAAGCUGCAAAGGCACCGGAGAUUGACAUAUCAGAACUUGAGUCUCUCUUCUCAGCAGCAAACCCAAAGUCAGAACAAGGGUAUGCAAAAUCAAAAUCUCGGGCAGCAGUAACGAAUAAGCCUGAAACAGUACAACUGAUUGAUCACAGGAGGGCAUAUAACUGUGAGAUCAUGCUUUCAAAGGUCAAAAUACCAUUGAAUGAAUUGAUGGAUCAUGUUCUAGCUUUGGAAGACUCAGCAAUGGAUGCUGAUCAAGUGGACAACCUCAUAAAGUUUUAUCCAACAAAAGAGGAGAUGGAGCUGCUUCAGGGAUACAAAGGAGAGAAGGAUAGAUUAGGCAAAUGUGAGCAGUUCUUCUUGGAGCUAAUGAAAGUUCCACGUACAGAAUCUAAGCUUAGAGUUUUUUCUUUUAAGUUACAGUUCAAUGCACAGGUUUCUGAUCUUAGGAAGAGCUUAAACAUAGUAAAUUUGGCUGUAGAACAGACCAGGAGUUCGGGUAAACUAAAGAGAGUCAUGCAAACGAUUCUUCAGUUGGGAAAUGCUUUGAACCAGGGGACUGCAAGGGGGUCUGCAAUCGGGUUCAGGUUAGAUAGCCUCCUGAAACUUGCAGAUACACGAGCAAGGAACAAUAGAAUGACUCUCAUGCAUUACCUCUGUAAGGUGCUUGCUGACAAGCUACCUGAAGUUCUUGAUUUUUCAAAGGAUCUUAGCAGUUUGGAACCUGCAGCAAAGAUACAACUAAAAUUUUUGGCAGAGGAAAUGCAAGCUAUUAUCAAAGGAUUAGAGAAAGUUGGACAGGAAUUAUCAAUGUCUGAAAAUGACGGACCUGUGUCUGAAAGUUUCCGCAAGGCUUUGAAGGAGUUCCUUUGUUCAGCAGAAGGUGAAGCAAGAUCAUUGGCUUCUCUGUAUUCUAGUGUUGGUAAAAACGUGGAUGCUUUAAUCAUAUACUUUGGUGAGGAUCCAGCACGUUGCCCAUACGAGCAAGUUGUUACAACUUUGCUGAAGUUUGUGAGAAUGUUCAACCAAGCUAAUGAAGAAAACGCCAAACAAUUAGAGGCGGAAAAAAAGAAGGCAGAGAAAGAAGCGUCUAAUGAAAAGCUGAAACAAACUCGGCCUGAUAUCAAGUCGGAACAUAUAAUGCCACAAUCACCGGUGUUCUGAGGUUCCGGGAUGUAUAUUGAAAAUGUAAAGUUGUAUAGUAGCAGAGUUUUGUCAGCAACCUACAGGACUCAGGUAUUUCAGUUGAAGGUUAGUCUCUUAAAACAGUUCCGUUCCGUUUAACUUGUGGUUGACUUUUCAGGUCAAGUGUAUGACAAUUUGAAAAAUUCUAUUCUAAUAAUAACAUUUGCAUGUUUGGUGAAUACUAACUUCAUUUUUAUUUUAUAAAUAAUAUACGUCUUUAACCCAGUAGUUAUAUUUUAACCUCAUUUUUAUUUUAUAUUUUUAAGUUUCAGUUAUCCCUUAUACUAUAAAUAGCAUACGUCUUUAACCCAGUAGUUUUAUUUUUUACUUAUAACUUUCGUUUGUUAGUAUUUUUUAAUAAACAUAUACGCGGUUGCACUUAUUUAUUUUUCUCGACAGUCCAAUUUUUUUCUUGACAUUCCGAUAUAAAUUUACUUGAAAACGAAGUUGUAUUCGAAAUAGCGGUAUGGUGAUGAACCGAUCAGGAACCGACCGAACAACAUCGGUAUCCGUAUUAGUGUUAUCGGAAUCUGUAUCGGUAUUUGUUUUUAUGAUUUUCGAUCAAUGUAAAACACGACUUUAUUUUAUGGGUUAUAUCAUACAAACUUUUGUGUGAUAUGUAAAUAAACUUUUUUUUAGUCGUUGAAAUCGAGCCUUUCAAAUUUUAACAUCUCCACCGCAACGCGUGGGUUUCAUCCUCUAGUUCAAAUUCAAAUACAUAUAUUAAUAAAAUCUAUAUAUUUUUUUAUUACUUUUUAUGAACUAGAGGUGGCAAAAUGAGUGAGCUUGGUAAUGGGCCAAAACGGGCAAUUCCAAAAUUUUUCCCAAAUUCGUUAAUUUGCGUAAAUAGUUAAGUGUGUUGAAUUUAGUUACAUUUUUAUUUAUUUAUUUUUUGAAUUUUAGGAGGUUUAUGCGUUAAAACUAUACUUCGGAGUUUGGACCACUUCCAACCCAUUUGACCCGUUUCUUUUAAGCUAUAUUAAUUUACGUGUUCGACCUAUUAAAAGAUAAAACGAUACCCUGGCAUAAAUGUGUUCAAGAUGACACCUCUAGUUAUAUGUGGUCAUCGAACCCCUUUUUUGCAUUUUUGACGAAUAUUUUGUGCAGAGUUGGAGCAAUUUUGCGCAGUCACAGCUUGUAAAUAUACAGGUUAAACAAGUUUAAUAAUAGACAUGUGAAGUCAAAGAGGCACUUAAUACAAAGAGAUGAUGUAGCAUACCCAGAAACAUUGUUUUGUAUCAUUGUAACAGACAAUUGUAAGUUACCAUUAUGUUUGUUGAAGUUAAAGCUGUUGGAAUUUUCGUGUAA